CUAGGAACUGCAAGAAACCUUGCACAAUUUCUUCUGUUCUGAGGAAGUAGAAGUCCAGGACCUUACAUUUAAAACUACAAUGAGUGAGCAAAAGGAUUCUGAGCCAACCAAUGAAAAGGAGACGCCUUCUGGUGAGAAUGAUGGACAAAAGAAAGUUCAAGAGGAAUUUCAAAUCGACAUGGAUGCACCAGAGACAGAACGUGCAGCUGUGACAAUACAGUCUCAAUUCAGAAAAUUCCAGAAGAAAAAGGCAGGGUCCCAGUCUUAAUGUUAAGAGUUUCCUCACAGUUAAUGAUAAUGAAUAAAAUUCUACAGUCAUCAGAUAAAAAAAGUACAUGAACAAACAAACUAAUCAGCAAAACCCCCCAGACAGCUGCACAUUACACAUCUGAAUUUCAAACAUGAAAUGCAGGUAUGCAAGUUCUUGAUAUUUAUAGCCAUGUAGGAAAAUGUAAGACAGUGAUAUUUAAGUAAUUAAAGCUAUUUGUUUAACUCUAGUUCCAUUUCCUCUGUAACUAAUAACUUUAUUUGAUGUUA
Phascolarctos cinereus (koala) is the source of this 537-nucleotide messenger RNA. It is a transcript of the gene PCP4, whose product is annotated as Purkinje cell protein 4. Gene Ontology annotation, cellular component: cytoplasm. The record is from RefSeq and is a predicted model, not a curated record. NCBI's taxonomy places the organism in Eukaryota, Metazoa, Chordata, Mammalia, Diprotodontia, Phascolarctidae. Gene Ontology annotation, molecular function: calcium ion binding; calmodulin binding.